This is a messenger RNA of Tauraco erythrolophus (red-crested turaco), 1796 nucleotides long. It is a transcript of the gene SCG3, whose product is annotated as secretogranin III. Gene Ontology annotation, cellular component: secretory granule membrane. The record is from RefSeq and is a predicted model, not a curated record. NCBI's taxonomy places the organism in Eukaryota, Metazoa, Chordata, Aves, Musophagiformes, Musophagidae. Gene Ontology annotation, biological process: protein localization to secretory granule.
CAUGGCUUCCCGAAGCCCGCGGGCAAAGAUAAAGCUAUACACAACAGACAGUUAAGUGUAGAAAGACCUUUGGAGGAACAGAUUGCUGAAGCUGAGGCAGACAAGAAUAGGAAAAUAGCUCCCACAGAAAAUAAGCCAGAGUUCAGGAAUUACUCCUUUGUUGAUGACCUGAACCUGCUAAAAUCAGUAGCAGAAAGAGAGAGGAAUGAAAAGGAGAGGGAGUCAAUUAGAAGCUCUUUGUAUGAACAGCAACUGGCCAUUGAUGAUGCAGACUCCACCAAGAACCGCAGGCUUGUGGAUGACUAUGACUCCACGAAAAGUGGGCUGGAUUAUAAAUUCCAAGAUGAUCCAGAUGGCCUCCAUCAAUUAGAUGGCACUCCUUUGACUGCUGAAGACAUUGUUCAAAAGAUUGCUGCGAGAAUUUAUGAGGAAAAUGACAGAGGAGUGUUUGACAAGAUCGUUUCAAAACUUCUAAAUCUGGGGCUAAUCACAGAGAGUCAGGCCUAUACCCUGGAAGAUGAAGUGGCAGAGGUUUUACAACAGCUAAUUGCAAAUGAAGCAAAGGAUCGUGAGAAGGAGUCUGAAGAUUUUGACUACCCUCCAAGCAGAGCAGACAGUGAUACGAAAGAAACGCAACAGGACCGAAUGACACCAAGCAAAGCUGAUAAGGAUAGUUUCAUUAAUGGGGAGAUUGACGAUACACUGGAUAACACAUGGUCAUCAUCUAAUAUCUUGGAAAGAAGAAAUGAGCUGCCUUCUGAAGAUAAUUUCGAAGACCUCCAAUAUUUUCCAAACUUUUACGCACUAUUAAAAGGUCUUAACUCAGAGGCAGAGGCAAAAGAGAAAGAGACCUUGAUAACUAUAAUGAAAACCCUGAUUGAUUUUGUGAAGAUGAUGGUUAAAUAUGGAACAAUCACACCAGAAGAAGGAGUUUCCUAUCUGGAAAACUUAGAUACAAUGAUAGCUGAGCAGACAAAGAAGAAGCUUGAGAACCCUUCCACUAAAACCAGAAAAAAGCUACCAGCAGACAAGAGUAGUGAAGAAGCAGACAGUACGAAGGAAGAAGCAGCUAAAAUGGAAAAGGAAUAUGAAAUUUCAAAGGAUUCUACAAAAAAUGAAGAACAAAAUGCAGCAGGAAACAGUGAAGAGCCUAGAGGGAAAGCUGAGGCGUAUUUGGAAGCAAUCAGGAAGAACAUAGAAUGGCUAAAAAAACACAACAAACAAGGUAACAAAGAAGACUAUGAUCUUUCAAAGCUGAGAGAUUUCAUUGAUCAGCAAGCUGAUGCUUAUGUGGACAAGGGCAUCCUGGACAAGGAAGAGGCUGAUGUAAUUAAACGCAUAUAUGGCAGCCUGUAAAAAGCCAGUGGCUGCCGAACAUGUAGAAAACUAGUAUAGCUCCCCCCGCUCCCGGCUCACUGACUUAUGAUCUGUUAUUUUGAGGGUAUCAUCAGAAAUGCUCUGUUUACAUUUUACCGACAACUUUCUAGACAGAAAUGAAGAGCUGUAGUGCUCCACACACUGACUGCAUACUGUAUUUUCCUACACUCGCUAAGCAACCCUAAACGCCAAAUUCUGACACUGAAUCUCUAUUUGAUGGAGUAAAUAUUUAUCUGAUGUUCUCUUAGAUUUAUUAUUUGUAUUUGGUUUACUUUUGUAGAUAAACAAAUCAUUUCUGACGGAAAGUUAUUUUCAUGCUACAUCUUUUUGCUCUCCACUAGCUUUCUAUAGAUGCAACUAUGUAAAGGGCAUUAUUAGAAAAUAGUUCAUAGUUCUCUAAAUAAAAUAUUUGAAAAUAA